Molecule: messenger RNA, 779 nt
Organism: Camponotus floridanus (Florida carpenter ant)
Lineage: Eukaryota; Metazoa; Arthropoda; Insecta; Hymenoptera; Formicidae
Exons: 4
Coding region: 246-746 (166 amino acids)
Source: RefSeq, a predicted model, not a curated record
CACGGUACCUCGGGGGGCAAUGACAUCAUCCGUCAUCCAAUUUGCUCGACCGGAGGGAUCGACAGGUAUACAGUAUCCGAGGAAAUUAGAAUUGACAAUUGUAACGAUCGUUGUGGAUUCAAUUGUCAAAUGUCGCAGGAUUAUCACGUCAGUUUGCACGUGUGGCUGCACUUGAACGAGCGGAAGUGACGUCAGUUGGCGUAGUUAUAUCAAAUUAAUCGUACGCGCUUUCGCGCGAUUUCAACAUGAAUUUAUCGGAAGACGAGAGUUUAUCGGAAGAUGAGGAAUCUUGUAUGAAAUUCGUAUUUGUUAGAGAAGAGAAUACAAGUCGACAGGAAAAGGUGAAAGCGUUCUGGAAAUUUUUAGACGGUCAGAAUUGCUUGCAACCUCACAAAGGUACAUUGGAGCAUGAAUCGUCGUUGGAAGCGGAAUCGCCGGAAUCGAGUGUGGAUGAAGCUAUGAAAGAAAAGGAUAUUUGGCGGAAAGGCUUGAAGGUCUUUCAACAACUCGGCCUGGAUAAGACUGCACUCGCGGCUGAUAAAAGAUGUCGACCCUGUCAGAUGUACAAAACGAUUCGAUGCGAGGAUCUGGCCGAUACCGUGACGCAGCCGUACGAGGAAUUGAACGCCGACAUGAAGGCUUUCGACGAGCGUCAGAAAAGUCGUGACGCGAAUCAAGGCGAAGCACCUUAUGCCGGAGAUAGAUUAAAUCAAUGCAACUCCUAUUAUGCAAAAACAAAAAAAUAAUCGUUGCUUACACAUCGGCUAGUAUCCCAUGAA